Molecule: messenger RNA, 3564 nt
Organism: Micropterus salmoides (largemouth bass)
Lineage: Eukaryota; Metazoa; Chordata; Actinopteri; Centrarchiformes; Centrarchidae
Gene: ppp2r5d
Product: protein phosphatase 2, regulatory subunit B', delta
Exons: 17
Coding region: 128-1981 (617 amino acids)
Biological process (GO): signal transduction; protein dephosphorylation
Cellular component (GO): cytosol; protein phosphatase type 2A complex; nucleus
Molecular function (GO): protein phosphatase activator activity
Source: RefSeq, a predicted model, not a curated record
CCAAUCGGAUUGUCCGGAGCGGCGACGGGCGCAGGGAGCUGAGACAGACCGAGUGACAGCGUCCGAGUCCCGGGGAAGAACAUCACGGAGCCUCCGUGGAAAAACCAAACCCUACACCGCAGUCAAGAUGCCGAACAAACCCAAGAAGGAGAAGGAAACAACCAAAUCUGCCAAAAGCAGCAUGAAGAACAGUAACAGCAGCAGCAGCAGCAGCAGCAGCAGCAGCAGCAGCAGCAGCGGGAAGGAUGCUUCCUCCGAGAACUCAGACGAGUCGCAGCAGCAGCAGAGUGGCAGUAAGCGUCCCAGUAACAGCACGCCUCCUCCAACUCAGCUCAACAAGAUCAAAUACUCUGGAGGACCUCAGCUGGUGAAGAAGGAACGCCGCCAGAGCUCGUCCCGCUUCAGCCUGACCAAGAACCGAGAGCUGCAGAAGCUGCCUGCACUCAAAGACUCCCCCCUGAUGGAGCGUGAGGAGCUGUUUGUUCAGAAGCUGCGUCAGUGCUGCGUCCUGUUCGACUUCGUCAGCGAUCCGCUCAGCGACCUCAAGUACAAAGAGGUGAAGAGAGCCGGACUCAACGAGAUGGUGGAGUACAUCACGCACAACAGUGAGGUGGUGACCGAGUCCAUCUACCCCGAGGCCGUCGUCAUGUUUUCAGUGAACUUGUUCCGGACUCUUCCUCCGUCCUCCAACCCGACCGGAGCCGAGUUUGAUCCUGAAGAGGACGAACCGACGCUGGAGGCUGCCUGGCCUCACCUUCAGCUGGUGUAUGAGUUCUUCCUUCGCUUCCUGGAGUCUCCAGACUUCCAGCCAAACGUCGCCAAAAAACACAUCGACCAGAAGUUUGUAAUGUCGCUGCUGGAGCUGUUUGACAGCGAGGAUCCCAGAGAGAGAGACUUCCUGAAGACCAUCCUCCACCGGAUCUACGGCAAGUUCCUCGGCCUCCGGGCCUACAUCCGCCGCCAGAUCAACAACAUCUUCUACAGAUUCAUCUAUGAGACUGAACAUCACAACGGCAUCGCUGAGCUGCUGGAGAUCCUGGGGAGCAUCAUCAACGGCUUCGCUCUCCCUCUGAAAGAAGAACACAAGAUGUUUCUGAUCCGAGUUCUUCUGCCACUUCAUAAAGUCAAGUCUCUCAGCGUCUACCACCCUCAGCUGGCGUACUGCGUGGUCCAGUUCCUGGAGAAAGACAGCAGUCUGACGGAGCCGGUGAUCAUGGGUCUGCUGAAGUUCUGGCCGAAGACUCACAGUCCGAAGGAGGUGAUGUUCCUGAACGAGCUGGAGGAGAUCCUGGACGUCAUCGAGCCGUCUGAGUUCGUCAAGGUCCAAGAGCCGCUCUUCAGACAGCUCGCCAAGUGUGUGUCCAGCCCGCAUUUCCAGGUGGCGGAGCGAGCUCUGUAUUACUGGAACAACGAGUACAUCAUGAGUCUGAUCAGUGACAACGCCGCCAAGAUCCUCCCCAUCAUGUUCCCCGCCCUCUACAAGAACUCCAAGAGCCACUGGAACAAGACCAUCCACGGGCUGAUCUACAACGCUCUGAAGCUCUUCAUGGAGAUGAACCAGAAGCUGUUUGACGACUGCACGCAGCAAUACAAGGCCGAGAAGCAAAAAGAGAAAUACAAGCUGAAGGAGAGAGAGGAGGUCUGGCACAAGAUAGAGGAGCUGGCCCGACAGAACCCCCAGAGCAAUAAGCUCCACCCCCUCCGCCCUGGACUCCACCCACAGGAAGAGUACAUGCUGUACAGCGACAGUACUACUGUGGCUGUGUACUCGAUGGAAACAGAGACUCCAACAGCUGAAGACAUCCAGCUGCUGAAGAAGACCGUGGAGAGCGAAGCCUCACAGGGUAUGAAGGACCUGAAGAAGGACAAGGUCCUGAUGAGGAGGAAGUCAGAGCUGCCGCAGGACGUCUACACCAUCAAAGCUCUGGAGGCUCACAAGAGAGCCGAGGAGUACCUGACAGCCAAUCAGGAGGCUCUCUGACCGGGGGAGGAGGUCCCUGAGCCCGACUCCGCACCCCUCCUGUCCGUCUCUCUGGGGAGGAAGUUGAAGCUGUCGUGGAGAAACUGGUCUGGGGUCAGAUCAGGACUAAAACAAAAAACAAAGCUGGCCUCUGGCCCCCGGGGGCCGCUAAAGAGCGGGACUCUGUAGAGCUGUUUCAGCGUGUCAGUGGUCAUGUGACGAUGACAUCAUCCACUUCAUCAGCUUCAAAAUCACAAACGGCCUGCAGGCGGCACAAAGACCGGAGGUCCCUGAACGCAUCACCACUGGGCCUUUUCCACUUCGGGAACCGAACCACCUGUGAAUGAAUGUUGCCGUCUCCUUCCAGGUUCUUCCAGAACCUUCCAGGUCCUGUGAAGCUCCAGGUUUCAUGGCGUUGAGUUCCUGCAGUGGAAAAGAGCUCUAACGCAUCUCCUUUGUCCUGUGACACCUGAACGCAGCACAGAUGAGUUCACUGACUCGCCCAGUCCUCCGGCAGCAGCUUCACCCCAGAGCCCCGCCCCCUCCACCCAACCUGACCAAUCACUUGUCAGCAUGGAUCUGAGCUGGACUCUGAAGCGGCUUCACACGGACCGAUGAUGAUGAGGAGGAGGAGACACAGUGAAUGUAGACGUCCAAUCAGCUUUCAGCAGAACCAAGAGGAAGUUUGAUUCAUUUCCUGUUUUGUUUGUUUUGAUGUUUGUCGUCAUGAUGUCAUCAAGUUUAGACCAAUGAGAGAAGUCGUUUGCAUGAUCAAACCUUUUAUUUUGUCGUUAGUCUGAACACGUAAAGAACAAAACCCCUCGAAUCUGAACGUCUCAUCAGGUCAGAGGUCAAACACCAAACUGCCGUGAUAUGUUCAGGGGCUGUGGGAAAUUAUGCAGACUGUGAAAUAAGCUUCUGGUGUGAAUAUUAACCGGUUUCAGUGAAUCCACGAGACGCUGUCACUUUAUUCUAAUUUCACUAAUCAGAACAGCGAAGUCACUUCCUGCGUCUCGUUUCACGUUAAAGCUUUACACGGGCCGACCGCAUGGAUGCUUUUAUUGUGAAGUACAACAGGAAACGGGUUGUGUCACAGACGUCCGACAGCAGAACUUCACUGCUGUCAUGAAACCUUUAAAGGAUCUUUAGAGUUUUCAAUCAGACGCGUCAGGAUCAGUCACUUCCUGUAAAUGCGUCUGUAAAUGUGAACGCUGUUCCUGCAGACCCACUUCCUGCGCUCAGACCGGCUGCGGCUCGACCCGAGUCUGGAUCAGUUCCACACGGCUGCUAUCGGAGCUGCAAACGGUUCAGACGUGUCGCUGAUCGACGUGCUAAACAAACGCUUCAGCUGCAGAACCAAACUAAAUGUUUCACACACAUAAACAUACGUGUGCGUGUCUUUAAGUAGUUGAAUGAUACGCUUUCAUGUAACCUAAGACUCAGAUUCCCAUGAUCCUUUGCGGUCUGGGUCGUGUUUACACGAACAAGCGUGUGGCGCUGCCUGAAAAGUUCGUAACGAAGAGAAAACGUUGAGGAUCGUUGUUUUCGUUUCACCGCCACAGACUUGUUUUCACUAACUGCAGCAGAAAUGAAUUUAAAUCACU